CACACACGCACUCUACCGUGAGUUUGGUUUAGAUACUACGUGAAUUUUAUCUGAAGAAAAGUGGUGCUAUCAGCAGGCCCAGACAACGGCUGAGGAGUGGAUAUACGCCCCGAAAUGGAUCACAAAGGCACUGUGUGGACUUUUGGCUGACCUACAUCAUCACCAGGAUCGGACCGUUUCGAACAACAGAUCGGUUACUGCAAGAUGAGUUUGGGACUUCAAGAACUGGUGAGCAUCUUGACAUACUGGCCAACUGAAAAUCUUUCCUCCUGGGGAAAGAACAAUUGAACUCUUCUAGAGAAGAGGCCGGCGAAAGACAUUGGAUCGAUGAAUGUGCAAGCAAAGUUAACAAGCUGAUGAAACCGUCUUGAGAGAUGAUGAAUCGCUACACCACCCUGAGGCAGCUGGGCGAUGGCACCUAUGGCAGCGUGCUGAUGGGGAGAAGCAACGAGUCUGGAGAACUGGUGGCUAUCAAGAGGAUGAAGAGGAAGUUUUAUUCAUGGGAAGAAUGCAUGAACCUAAGAGAGGUGAAGUCACUGAAGAAGCUAAACCAUGCCAAUGUGGUGAAACUGAAGGAGGUAAUCAGAGAGAACGACCACCUCUACUUUGUCUUUGAGUAUAUGAAGGAGAACCUCUACCAGCUUAUGAAGGACAGAGAGAAUAAGAUGUUCUCAGAGAAUGAAAUUAGGAACAUCAUGUUCCAAGUGAUAUCUGGGUUGGCUUUUGUGCAUAAGCAUGGUUUCUUUCAUCGAGACAUGAAGCCAGAGAAUCUGCUGUGCAUGGGCCCAGAACUGGUGAAAAUAGCAGAUUUUGGACUGGCCAGAGAGAUCCGCUCCAAACCUCCCUACACAGACUAUGUAUCAACCAGAUGGUACCGAGCUCCAGAGGUCCUGCUCAGGUCGUCUACCUACAGCUCUCCGAUUGACCUGUGGGCUGUGGGCUGCAUCAUGGCUGAACUCUAUACUCUCAGACCUCUUUUCCCUGGGAACAGUGAAGUGGAUGAGAUCUUUAAAAUAUGCCAAGUUCUAGGCACCGUCAAAAAGACGGAUUGGGUAGAGGGCUACCAACUAGCUUCUGCUAUGAACUUUCGCUUCCCCCAAUGUGUGCCGACACACCUGAAGACCCUCAUCCCUAAUGCCAGCAAUGAGGCCAUUGCCCUAAUGAGGGACCUACUGCAGUGGGACCCCAAAAAAAGACCCACUGCUGUACAGUCCCUGCGUUACCCGUAUUUCCAGGUAGGCCAGAUCUUAGGGCCUCGUCCUCAGAGCCAGGAGGUCAAGAAGGUCCAGGUCAGGCAGCCAGCCCAGAAGCAGCUCUCAGAGUUCAAGGCUGAUCCCCAGCAGUCUUCCUCUGAGUCCAAAGCCUCCACAUCCUCCUCCAAAAACCAACAGCAGCAACAUCAACAGCCCCUUCAGCAGAUCCCUCUUCCCCAAACUGAGAGUAAACCAGGAGGCCUCUGCCAUGCAAAAGCAGCAUCACUGGGCAAUGAAAACAGCGUUGGUGGUGGUGGGAUGGGGGUGCUGAAGAGUGGCCGUCGUCGAUGGGGCCAGACGGUGGCCAAGACCUCAGACAGCUGGGAGGAAUCUGACCCCUCAGAAACUGCCGCCUCCAACUCCAAGAAACCCAGCCUGGGGAACGCAGAGGAGGAGAGGAGCCCUAAGGAGCACCGCCCACAGCCUAAGGAGCAGAAACCUCUAUAUUCCUUUAGCACAGUCACUAAGCUACCCAACAAUGUUAAGAUUGGCCAAACGGACUCCAAUCUCCCAGGAUCUGCUGCACGACAGCACUAUCUGAGCCAGUCCCGAUACUUGCCAGGGUUGAUCAACAAGAAUCAGACCUCUGGAGAUAAGGAGUUGAGUGGUAUGACACUGCGGGACCUGUGGGAGAACUCCUCAAACACUGUAAAUAAACCGCUUGCUCCUAUUGGAGGAGGAUUAUCUGUCACCAGAGCCAACGCAGAAGAGAAUGCCUCAAAAUCUGAGGAUAGCCCACCAGAGAAAUCUGUUGUGAAAGAGAGAAUACUGGAGAAAAUUGAUGUCUCCAAAGGGAACUUUGUAAGCACCAAAUACAACCUAUCUGGUGGUUAUAUCCCUUCAUUCCAAAAGAAAGAGGUGGGCUCAGUCGGACAGAGAAUUCAGCUUGCCCCUUUAGCCGGCCAGCACACAAUCAAUCUUUCUUCUUCUCCUGAUAAUAAAAAAGAAAAAUCGAAAUCUGCAAAGACCAAGCCCGUUUCCAACUCAUCUUUGAGUGAAACUAAUGAAGAUUAUGACGGCUGGAAGAGGAGAGCAGACAGGACUCAGAUGAAGGGGAGCAGCUACUCAGCUCUGGGGAAAACUUCUGGGAAUCUCCUGACCAGAGCUCCCGCCGUACAGCCUGUCCACGGCAGGGUGGACUGGACAUCCAAAUAUGGGGGAACUCGGUAGUUCAGAAACACGUUUGUUGCUUCGACCGUUUGUUGGACUGUGGUGCAUAGUGGUACACAUCUUUGUCGAAGGAUCAAAUUCUACAUGUUCCUGAAAUAAAUUAGAACUUAAAAAAAAAAAAAUCCAAUAUGUAGGUAGCUGGUAGAGCACAAAAAUGUUCAUGCUCUGAAACAUUUUUCAUGCCAAAAUGGCAUACUUUGGUUUCCAGAGAGCCUGAGACGUAGGAUCUUACUGCAUGGAGUCUCCCUUUGUUUUGGAGAUGAUGGUUGCCAUGAUGCUGAACCGAGACUAAUACUGUCUGCAAGACAAUCCCACUGUAAUCCUGAAGGAUCCAGUGUGAGCCAAUUCUCCUUAGUUAGUUUUGGAGUAUUCUGAGUAGGAUUUAACUGUAGCAUAGCUUUUCAUUUUUAUACUUUAUUAUUAUUAUUGUCAAGUAUUGUUUUACUACUGAUGACAUAAACUCCUGCAAUGCUAUAUUCCCCCUGCUUUUAUUCUCAUAAGAAACUCUUCAGUGUAAUGGCUACAAAAUUAUUACUUCAACCUAUUCAGUAAAGCAACUGCACAUCUCUUUGUAUUAUGCAAUGAAUCAACUGAACAUUUUGUAACCCUUUUGUACAAAUAAAUAAAUGAAAAUUCAUGAUGCAGUCAUUA
Molecule: messenger RNA, 3074 nt
Organism: Centropristis striata (black sea bass)
Lineage: Eukaryota; Metazoa; Chordata; Actinopteri; Perciformes; Serranidae
Gene: mak
Product: male germ cell-associated kinase
Exons: 16
Coding region: 375-2423 (682 amino acids)
Biological process (GO): intraciliary transport; protein phosphorylation; intracellular signal transduction
Cellular component (GO): cilium; nucleus; cytoplasm
Molecular function (GO): ATP binding; protein serine/threonine kinase activity
Source: RefSeq, a predicted model, not a curated record